Molecule: messenger RNA, 324 nt
Organism: Cuscuta epithymum
Lineage: Eukaryota; Viridiplantae; Streptophyta; Magnoliopsida; Solanales; Convolvulaceae
Source: the annotation of a GenBank genome assembly
CCUUCACCUUCGAAGCCCGCCGCAGUUGACGCAAAGUCCGACGCCGCUGUCCAGUCAUCGCCGCCAUUGACACGAAGUCCGCCGCUGCAGGAGAUCUUCUUCUCUUCUUCGAAGAUCAGAUCCACAAUGAUACAGGCCAGAUUUGAGUGUUUGAUGCCAGGAUUGCCAGCUUACUUGGGAUGGUGGCUAGAUCUACAAAGGCAGUGGUUGGCGGCCGGUGGAACGACGACGCCCGUUACAUCUGCAGCGGCAACAACCAUAUGUACAGCGGCGGCAGUCAGAUCUGAAACGGCGGCCGUUUUUGAGGUGGCGGCGACCGACGGC